AUGGUUCAAACAAAUGCCCAUGGCCAAACAGUGGGAGAUGAUGUGGCCAACUGCGAGGUGAGAGAGUUUCCGAAGCAAGUUACUCUCAAUGGCCAAUACUGCAGACUGGAGCCUCUGGAUGUUAAAAAGCAUAGUGUGGAGUUAUACAAAGCAUUCCAAACAACAGAUGUCGAUCGACUUUUGACUUACCUCAUUGUGAAGCCCUUCAGCACUCUCCAAGAAUAUGAAAAUCUAAUACUAGAGUUUCUAAACAUGGAGAACAGCGUCCACUACGCAAUCAUCAAUGUAGAAAAUCUACGUCCUUGUGGAACUAUCUGUUUACAGAGAAUUGAUGUUCAAAAUGGAAUCGCGGAGAUAGGUUUUGUAAUAUUCUCUCCAGAGCUACAGCGCACAAUUGCUGCUACCGAGGUCCAAUAUUUGCUUCUAAAACAUGUAUUCGAUCAGUUGGCUUAUAGAAGGUGUGAAUGGAAAUGUGACAUUUUGAAUGCCCCUUCAAGAAACUGUGCUUUGCGACUGGGUUUUAAGUAUGAAGGACUAUUCCGUAGGUCUGCGAUUUACAAAGGGCGUAACAGGGACACUGAAUGGUUUUCUAUUGUAGAAGACGAGUGGCCGGGUGUUCGCCAAGCGUUCGAAAAGUGGUUGAGUCCCGAAAACUUUCAAGACGGACAGCAAAAGCAGAGGCUUCGUGAUUUUCAGGGCAUCACUCAAAGUCAUUGA
Messenger RNA from Lachancea meyersii CBS 8951, 717 nucleotides. The record is from the annotation of a GenBank genome assembly. Lineage: Eukaryota; Fungi; Ascomycota; Saccharomycetes; Saccharomycetales; Saccharomycetaceae.